UCCGUAUCUACUUUUGAGUAGGGUGUGUUCGUGUAUCCAGAGAAGUCUGUCUGUACACAGAGGUAGCAGAAGAAGAAAACUGAGAGGCCUGCCACUCGGCAGCAUAGUGACAAAUAGGGACACAUAGACAGUACAUGCACACAGGGGCGCGAAGCCGCACCAAUGCCGCGGACAAAUAUCGCUACAGAAAGGACCGAAUAAGCAAAGAUACAUCCUCAAAUCUCAAUGGGCCUGAGCACACACAGUGGCCAAAGCGCACGUGUGUCUUGCAAGCCGGUUUUUGCAAGAGGCAUCUUGCCUUGGGUUUGGCUUCCUUGUGUGUCUCAUGGAAGAGCCCUGCUCCGAUGGCAUGAAGGGCGCGUGAACACCUGACAGACACCAACAAGACAAUGGUGCUCUCAGACUCAAGCAAACAACGUGUCAGCACAUCGGGUAGCCCACCGUAAGCCUUUGGCAGGCCCAUCUCCCCUUCAGGGAUGUAGGCAUUCACACGGGGCUCCGCAGUCGUCCUGACGACGCACGAAAUGGUGAGACAUGAUGCGGCACACGGGUUUCUCUCCCCUUCUCACUUGGUGACGUUUGCAGUGAGCAUCUCCUCCUCCUGCUUCCGUGACCGGGCUGCCUCUGCUUCAGCGACCUGCACACCGCACAGACCCGCACAGGAUGGAGACCAUCAGCCCGACGGUUCCGUCCGCCUUGUUAGACCUUUCUGUCCUCGACGAUGAUCAUUUUGGUGAAUUCGAUGUCGGCGUGUGGCGUUGGCCGCCUGCCCUCACUCAUGUUGAGCCUGGCGCUGUCCACUCUGCCCUGAAUCUCAUCCCUCUCCAGCUGAAGCUUCAAAGCCAUCGCCUAUUGACCCAUUAGAUACACGGUGGUGUAUCUCUCUCUCUGUGGCAAUGUCGUGUUUUGACCUGGUACAUGGAGAGCUCAGACACGAUGGCCAUCAUCUUCUUGGUCAGCUCCUUCAGCCGAGUUUGGAACAGAUUGACCUAGUUUAAAGAGAGACAGCCAGGCAUAUGGAAACGGUCUUUCUGUCUGUUCGACGACUCGCCGUGUCCGUCACUUCGCUCACCUUGUGUGACAGCUCCAGCGUGUCGCUGCGGCCAUCGACUGCCUGCAGCCUAAGCUUUUCUGAGAAGGCAGAUAUCUCGUCAAACACCAGCUCCUUCUCCAAGAGCUUCUCCUGAUCGCACACGCGAUGGACACAGCUAUGAGCAUGGUUGCAGUCUCCACCCCUCGCGGCUUUCUCGCGUCUGCUCACCUUCUUCUCGUUUAGCCGUUCCUCCAGCCACUGAAGUUUGGCCGUCAGCGUCUCGGUGUCCGCAUCGUCACUGACGAUACGCACACAAAGAUGCAGGGAUGCGUUGCCGACGAGACACACGAAGUCUGUUCAUUUAUUUUUCUCACCCCUCCAGCUGCCUCCAUUUCCUUUGCUGCGACGUGGGGUCCUCUGAAAAUACACAGACAGCACUUUGGACGGCGAGCAAUUUUGGACGUUGCACAGCGUACCGAAUUCCAGGCUGAGCUGGUCCGUUUUCCUCUUCUCAUCCACAAGCUAUCCAUCGCACAGCCAGAAAAUGGUCAAUCUCCGAUCGGUCCAUUUACGGCUUUGUUCUCACCUGUUCCCGUAGCUCCGUGGCCUCUUUAGCGAGGAACGGCACCUGCGGGAUCUUCUUGAGCUCUGUUUGCAGCUGUCUCUGGAUCUCAGCCAUGUCGAUCUUCAGGAUGCGCAGCUCCUGUGGACAAAGGCGGAAAAGUAGAGAGGGAUGUGCGGAGGGUAUCAGUAUGUGAAUGUCCCACCUCAUCUUUUUGGAGCUGAGCAUCGCGGCCCUUCUUGAGAAGACGCUCUGGCCAGAAAAUGUUGCGUGUGCAUGGCCACUGUUGACAAAAAGUGAGGACAUCUGUCUACCUUGCAUAUUGGCCUUCUCCCACAGAAUGCAGAGCUCGUCAUUCCUGAAACGUGUCAUGCAAAGAGUGUCAGACACAACUUUGGGAGCAAUCAGAUCGUGAGACUCUACCUGUCAAUGAGCUGGAUGCCUGUGAAGUUGCGGCCCUCAACAGCUGCCUGUAGGGAUGCCACAGGAGACGUGUGCUUUUGCACCUUCCGGUCCGGAAAGCUCGUGUUGGUUGACCUCAUAGUUUCUUUUGAGCUGUAUCAUUCCCUUCUCGAUGGCGUUGAUGAUGGAGUUCAGCUUGUCGAUCUCGACCACGUACUGCUCAACCUCCUCUGACCACACACACACAUUGCACAAUGGACACAAGAAUGGAUGCAGGGGUUGUCGCUCGGUCGUACCGUUGAGUGCGGCCGCCUUGCCGGAUACCCUUGAGUAUUCGGCUCGAAGACGGUCGCGCUCUUCGCGCUGCUUUUGCGUCUCCAUCCUCGUUUUCUGGGACACGCAAAAUGGGCGAAAAGUAAGCAGAUAGGAAACAUACGUACUCGAUCCUACCGAGAGUGCUCUGUCCUUGCCCUGCGACUCCAUCUUAAGGAUUUCCACUUCGUUCUGGAGGAUUUUAUGUCGCUCCUUCAUCUCGGCGAUUUGCUGCUCGGCAGCCUGUAUGUGGGUCACGUACUUGUUGCGCUCGUUCUUGACCACCUCAUACAGCGUGCAGUAGUCCUUCUGCCGCUGAGAGGUCUCUGACAGCUUCUUUCUGAGAUCGUUCUCCUCCAGCAUCUGCGCAGAGAGGGAGAGGUGCGCAGGGAUACAUGCAUACAGCAAAGACUCUCUUACUUUCAUCUGCACAUCUGCCCAUGUCUCCCGUGCCAGGCGGAUGGCGACGGAGCUCUCGCGGGCCUAUAGGCGACAGCCAACCAUUCAUGAGACAGGAGUCUGGUGAGCGAAUGGCCACUGCUCACCAUUUUUUCCCUUUGUUGUGUGAGGAACUGAAAGUGUUCCGUCCACUGCGCCUCUUGCUUCUUCAUGUCCUGUAGGUCCUGCUGACCCUCAGAGAUCCUCUUGACCUGAGCAGCGGAUGACAUCACAUCAAUUGAUUUAGCGCGAGAACCGAUCGAAACAGUGUUCUGGUGCUUACAAUGAAGUCUAGCUCUUCCUUCUUCUCCUUCUCAAUCGACUCCUGUUCACAUACAACAGCAAGGAAAGCAGUUACGUAAGACACAAAAGUAUGCUCGUGUCUCUCCUGCACUUGUUUAAGAAAUGCGCCGAUGAAGAGCUCGACCUCGGCCUGGAUCUCUGUCAGCUGAGAGGAAACAAAUGCAUGGUGCCUGCAGUUUUGAUGGUUGUUAGACAAGCGCACCAGUGUCUUCUGUCUGGCAAUAUCCUGCUCCAGCUGCUUGCCCUCACGUUCAUCAUCAGACUGCACCAGAACAUCGGCACUUGUCUCACCGACAAAGAACAUGGGCAUGCCAUCCGUAUGAGUCACCUUGUUGGUCUCUAUGUUGACGAUGCCGUCUUUGAUCGAGUGAACGAUGUUCUCACGCUUUUUCAAAUCCCUGGGUUCGCACAGAAGCCAGGUGAGGUUGGUGUGUGGAUGUUUGUGUGCACUUUCGGUCCUUGCACCUUCUUGCCCUGUCGACGCUCUUGGUCUUCUGCAUUGUCUCAUCCGCCAAGACGCGGAUCUGGUAAAGGAAUGGCGAGAUUGAGACAAUGUUGCAGCCUGCUUCCAUCGCCGUGUCUCACCUCAAGAUUGGUCUCCUUUAGUGAUAACUCCAACUCUGUCCGCCUCUCGAGCGCAGAAACCGUCUCGUACUGGUAGUGUCACGCAUACAUUCAUAUCGUACACCCAGGAAUGUACUGAUAAACUUCUAGGGGAUGUUUAGCUCACCUUUGCCCCUUCGAGUUUGGCGAGGACCUCCCUCAUGUUCUGUUCCUUCCUGAAGAGAGGAUCGCCAUCGCGUGUGUAUCCCAUGCAUACGCCCGUUGCUUGCAGCUGUAUACCUGAGCACUUCGUCUCUGUCCCACUGCACCUGCAGGUCCUUGUCCUGCACGGACUCAUCGAUCGCCUGAAAAGACGAGAGGCAUCCGUAGAAAAGGCGUGCCAAAUUUGUUGCUCUUGUCGUCGUACUUUCCUCUUUUCCUCCAGUGUGGCGAGGGUCGCGUUGGCUGUCUCGAUGUCCUGACGGACGGACGCACGCAGACACCAGCGAGCAUAUGAAGUGCGACAUACGCUCCGGUCUGACGUAUGUCGCUACAUGUGUGACAGUCUCCAGCUGAUGCGUGAGGGAUUUCAAGGCACUGCCAAACUUGUUGCCCUGCUUCCUGCACGCACAGGAGCGUGAGCACCGGACGUUGGCGUCAGAAUCGCGACUACAUCUUACCGUAUCCUUUCAGGGUCGGCCGCAAUCUUGCGGUAUUCUGUCUCCAAGGCAUCCUUCUCAAAGUGGUCGGCCUUAUCGACAGCAAAACAAAGAGGUCAUUGAGAGUACGCUUCGUUGUGCUCUCCACAGUUGUCUCACGUCGAGUUGUUGCUCCAGGUGGCUGACUUGCUCGGAGAGAUGCUCCUCCUGUUCUUGGUGUCUCUCUGUGGACAAGCGGCGAAAACAAUAUCGGCCUCUUCCCACAUAGGCACGUCGUACCUUUCUGCUGUUUCUGCAUGGCGAUCUCUUUCUUCGCAACCCGGGAUAAAAUGGAUUCUAUUGCAUUGAUGGAAGAAUUCCUCUUGAGCAAAUGUCUUACCUCUAGCAAGUCGAUUUCGGCUUUGAGCUUCUCGAUGACAGGCAGCUGCGCCGCCUCCUCUUGACGCUGCUUCUCGUCGAUUUGCUGCACCAGCAGAAAACACAUCAUGUGUGGGCAGUGGGUCAAUCGCGAUUGUGGCUUUCUUUAUGAGCACCUCUUGCAGCUCCGCUUUUUCGUUCUCACACUCGGCUAUCUGGGCCUGCAGCAUUGCCUCCCACUCCUGCAUCUGGUCAACCUCGCCCUGCUUCUGCAAAUCAAGGACCGUCACACAGAUACAAGAAUCAUCGCAACGGCACGACAGCGACCGACCCGCCCCAGUCCCACCCACCUUUCUGAGUUGCUCCCGCAGCUGCGUGAUGGUCCCGGCGUUCUCGGCCUGCUCCAUGGUGGUCUUUUCGAUGCGGAUCUUCUCCGCCAUGAGUUGUUGGUGCAGCUCCUUUGUCCGCCUGAGGAAGCUCUUCUCGUUCUCGAGUGUCUGCACCACAUGCUGGUGCAGCUUGGCGUACUUCUGUUUGUACAAGUCGGCACUGCAGUGCAAACACGACCACAAACAGGGCGAGCACACACACACAUCAUACACUCACAGUUCCCCAGCAUUGUGCUUGACUGUGUGACCUCUUUCUCUCUCACUCUCUCUUGGUUGCUUACUGCGCCUUGCUGAUUUUUCCAUCCUUGUAGAGUUUGUCGAGAUAGUCAAAGGCGAGGCUGCUGGACACAUCCCCGAUUUGUGCAGCGGCCUCUGACAUGCUGAGGAUGCGACUCUGCAAUGGGGGCUGCUGAGGGCCUGGCUUUCUUCCCUCGGGAAGAAUGAUGUUGAGCUUGCCUGCACUUCAAAUCCUGUAAGGAGGACGGUGA
Vitrella brassicaformis is the source of this 5486-nucleotide messenger RNA. The record is from the annotation of a GenBank genome assembly. Lineage: Eukaryota; Vitrellaceae.